Molecule: messenger RNA, 1271 nt
Organism: Stylophora pistillata
Lineage: Eukaryota; Metazoa; Cnidaria; Anthozoa; Scleractinia; Pocilloporidae
Source: RefSeq, a predicted model, not a curated record
AUCCAUUACUGUUUUAGCUACAAAUGCAAUAAGUGAUCCCAAUUUAGACAUAAUUUAAAUACGUGUGUGAGUUGUCUGGAAACCGAAGGAAUUUCAGAUGAGUCGUUUUUACUUUCUUAACAGAAACUGUAAUGCACUCGGUCGAAAAUGAAGUUUCCGUUACAGAAAUCAAAUUGUUCUUUCAUCGUUUAUUUCUGGGAAAGAAAGGUAUUAAUAUGAAGUAUUCAGAAAAUCCCAUGACGGAGACAGGAAUUUCCCUUUCUUAUCAAAGAGUUUUAUAAACCCCGCCGAUACGCUCAGUGGUGCAUUUUCAUUAAUACUGACAACAUGAACUACUUUGAGGAAACCAUCUUGACCGUUGAUUGUUCCGAAGAUCUUUUAACUUCCAUGGAUGAGAAGAAGAAACUCGUUUUUUCUGAAGACUCGAUAGAGAAACUGAGACUUGCAAUGUAUAAACUGGAUGAACUUCAGCAGCAGUGCCAAGUGGCUCUGGAGCCAACACUUGAGCAACAUGGACUUAAUUCAGAUAAGGUUACAACGUUUCAAAUCCGUGAACUUUCCAGAGUCUUAUUCCAAAGGGCAAGCGUAGACAAGACUGACGUUGAAAAAAUGGAAGAAGACCUCCAGCUGUUCCAGAUCUUCAAGGCCGCCAUUAAACUGGUGACUAAAAGUGGGGAUGAAAAUGUACAACAACUGAGGGAUAAUCUGGAACAUUGGCUUAAUUCCAUCACACCAGUGAUAAUUGAAGUGCUUCAGAGCAAUGGCAUUUCUCCGCCAAAACCAACCACAAGCGCACACGUAAAGGAGACUCUGAAUAAACAAACGAAGGAUUUUUUGGAAUUUGUCUCUGACAACGACAAAGAAAACGUAGUGGUCAAGGAGCGCACUCCGAUAGAGGAAGACUUAACAGACAACUACCGAAGUGCUGUUUGUGACGUCAGAAAUUACGUCACUGUUAGGGAUCUUGGUACUCUGUUAUUGAUCUUCAAAAAAGACUUUGGUCAUGCGAUCAGACGGAGUUGAAACUUAGAAAUAUUUUCACAUACGCGAAAAUUAAUAGCCUUGAUAAUAUUUUAAUAUAUUCAGAUAUAUAUAUAUAUAAAUACAGAGAGCUCAUGUAAUGUAAUAUGUAUUAUGUUAUCAAUAUAUAUAUAUAUAUAGUAAAUACUCUAGUGGUUCUGAAUUCGUAUUUAGCUUUGAUAUUGUAUAACUAUUGAAUCAGUGUAUUACAUAUAUAUCACUGGAUGAGCAAUAAAACAAUGUUUUAAUUA